Molecule: messenger RNA, 913 nt
Organism: Triticum aestivum (bread wheat)
Lineage: Eukaryota; Viridiplantae; Streptophyta; Magnoliopsida; Poales; Poaceae
Exons: 2
Coding region: 359-604 (81 amino acids)
Source: RefSeq, a predicted model, not a curated record
UUUUACAUCUACAUCAUCUAUUGUAGAUGCUCUGAAGUCGGCCACGAUUGUGGUAAAAUGUUGACACUCUGGGGCCUGUAAAAAAGAAAUGUUUGACAGUCUGGGAGCCGUGGAGCAACACGCUCGAGGUGUCGUAGUGGAGGGAAGCGUACCAAACUGGUCAAAAUCCGAUUCCAACCACUACCAACCACAUCGCAGAAGUGCGAAUCCGCCCGCCCAACGCCGACACGGCACCAGAACACCCCGUCACAGCGGCGCGCCUCCGAGUCAAGCCAACCCCCGCGCGGCGGCCGCCCGUAGCCACCGUGUCCUGCUGUCCCAGGAAUAGGAUCCCGCCGGCUGCGCGGCCGAGGGAGAGAUGCGGCGGUCGUCGAGCGGGGCGCGCGUGUCGGAGGGCGGCGACGCGUCCUCGUCCUCGUCGGGCCACCACGGCGACGGCACGGCGCUCCCGACGUUCGACCCGCAGUCGGCGGCGGGCCGGCGGGAGGCGGCGCGGACCCGGGCGCUGGGGCGCGCCGUGCACUUCAUCCCGCUGUUGCUGCUGCUCUGCGCCCUCGUGCUCUGGCUCUCCGCCGCCUCCACCUCCCCGGUUCACCUCGACUGAUAACAGGACGAUAUGGCAAGUUGAUCCAGAAUCUGGUGUCCAUAGGUUCCACAAAAGGGUACAGUUAAGUUGAUCAGGAAUGAUGAGGUUAGUAAAGGAGGCCUUAAGUUCGGGUUUGGAAGAACUAGCACAGCAACAAGCUCACAUACUAGGUGGUUAUUUCUGGGUAUUCUUUUCACUCCAGAUUGGAGUUGGUGUAAUUUGGCCCGCCAUUACAAUUUGUAUACAAAAAACUGAGUGAGCUCUUUUACGGUGAUUGGGGAGUUACAUCUUGUAAUUUGAUGUAACUCCUCCCUUAAUUAUUCUCCA